UCGGUUCAUUAAAGUUUCAUAAGCUAAUUUAACUUGUCAAUCAGGGCUACACUUAGACACCAUUUCAUUUAAUUAUUUUAUUUUAAGUGGCUCAAUUCUGAUUAAACUGUGAUCGAUAAUAGUGCUGAAAGUAUUAUAAAAAUCAAACAAAAACCCGUCCUUACGAAGUAACAAAGUAGUGAAGAAAAAUUACUCAGUAUACAUAGGUAACUAAAAGCCAACAGAUUUCUUAUUUGGAGCUGUUUAAAUCUCAUAAAAUGUUGUGUAACAAUAGAGACUAUAACUUGAUGAUAUAAAAAACCAUCUAGUUCUGUGGCUAUACGCGCUUUGUCAUGACAUGGAAUUACGUCCUCUCUGCUUGGAGUCGGUAAUUACCACCUGCAAUUCACGCUGUCAAUCAAAUAAAAUCACAUACCACAAAACUAUAUAUAAUGCCUGACCAGAAUGAACAUUGUAAAAUGAAAAUCCCAAUCUGCAUGUUUGUUUUUGUGCUCGUCGCAGGUGAAAAAAACCUGGAUAUGGACGUAUCGGUUUUGACCAAUUUCGUUGUUAACUUGGUUAAAACCAAGCAUACAAUUGUAUUUUCUUGUUCGCUCAAAGACUUUCGAGAAACGACUUUUGCUCUGAUGGAAAGAAACCAAUUUGUGAGCGUCGUACACCUCAACGAUACUUAUUCCCUACCAUCUAUAUUGACUAUAGAUAGUCACGCUCGAACCUCUAUCCUAGUAAAUGCAAGAUGCAGUGGAUCAUCUGAGCUUCUUUUUGAAGCCUCUGAAAAUAGAUACUUCAACAAAAGCUACCAAUGGUGUAUCUGGGGUGUGGAUCUUGACGUUCAAUCGUUAUUUCCUUUAAAACUUAAUUAUGUAGGUCCAAACGCUCAGAUUACCUAUGUAAAUGAAACUAACGACGGCUACGCAUAUUGGGAUGUUCAUUCAAAAGGUCGCCAUUUAAAAUCGCAGUUGGAAAUACAUUUGAUAGCUACUUUAAUAAAUGGCACAAUUAAUAUUAUAAGCGAUAUUACUCAUUUGCAAAGCAUUGAUUUUCGCGGACAAUUUAACGGAUUGACACUUAGAGGAGCCAGCGUUAUCGAUAAGGAAAAUAUUAUUUCAAACGAGCAAAUUGAAUCUAUUCUUUCGCGCCCCACAAAGGACUCUGGAGUAGCUGCAUUUAUAAAAUAUCACUACGAGCUUUUGGGACUUUUACGUGAGCGUUUCAACUUCACUGUUAACUUUCGUAAUUCUAGAGGAUGGGCUGGUCGGUUGGGAAAUACUACCUUUCGGCUUGGUCUUUUGGGAAUAGUUAUGCGAAACGAGGCUGAUAUUGCCGCAUCUGGAGCAUUUAAUCGCAUUAACCGUUUCGCAGAGUUUGAUAUAAUUCAUCAAAGCUGGAAAUUCGAAACUGCUUUUCUAUACCGAUAUACUCCAGACUUAUUUACGCCUGGAGGGGAUAGUGCUGCGUGGGCAGGAAACUUUCUGUCACCAUUUAGCGCCAGAGUAUGGUUCUUCUCGUUAUUAACUCUAGCUGCUUUUAGCAUAAUUUGGGUGCUAUUUGAAGUUAUAGACGGAAAGUUUUUAGAUAAAAGAGAUAAUUCUCAAAAACAAGAAACCUCAACUGAGUGUGCACUCAACGCGAAGGACAAACUUAAAGCGGCAUGCAUCGAACGUGUUCUGCAGACAUUUGGAGCUUGUUGUCAACAGGGAAUGGACCCGAAUCCGAAAGACCGUUCUGUACGCUUUCUUGUAAUGACCCUUUUUUUGUUCUCUCUUGUAAUGUACAACUAUUAUACAUCUUCUGUGGUUGGAGGAUUGUUGAGCUCUUCAGAUCAAGGUCCGGCUACUGUUGAUCAGAUAACUUCUAGUCCUUUAACAAUUUCAUUUGAGGAUAUCGGCUACUACAAAGUUUUAUUUCGAGAAAGUAAAAAUCAAUCCAUUACAAGACUAAUAGAAAAGAAACUGUCCUCUUCGAGAAGUUCUAAAGAACUGCCGAUUUUCAGCCAUAUUGAGGAAGCUGUUCCAUAUCUCAAAGCCGGCGGCUUCGCUUUUCACUGUGAAGUAGUUGACGCUUACCCGGUAAUUGCUGAAUUUUUCGAUGCGAAUGAGAUCUGCGAUUUGCGUGAAGUCUCUGGCUUAAUGGAGGUUGAAAUAUUAAAUUGGAUUUUACACAAAAACAGCCAGUAUACUGAAAUAUUUCGAACGGCUAUGUGUAACGCCCAGGAAAAAGGUUUUGUGGAACGCAUCCUACGACGGCGACAGAUUAAAAAGCCCACCUGUCUAUCGCUAUACACUGUUUACCCUGUAAGCAUAUCAGGAGUUUUACCAGCAUUUAUUAUUUUAAUCUGUAUGCAUGAUAUGAUAAUUCGAAAAUCUUCAGAUUUAAUUAAUCUUCCUAUUACAGGUGGGAUUAUAGUUUCGCUGACGCUUUUGUGUGUGGAGAAAUUGUAUGUGAGGCUGAAAAUGGCAAACUGCCGAGUUUAACAUUUUUUUUUUUAUUUAGCAAGUUUUUAAAUGAUU
Drosophila gunungcola (fruit fly) is the source of this 2510-nucleotide messenger RNA. It is a transcript of the gene Ir31a, whose product is annotated as ionotropic receptor 75a. Lineage: Eukaryota; Metazoa; Arthropoda; Insecta; Diptera; Drosophilidae. The transcript has 6 exons. The record is from RefSeq and is a predicted model, not a curated record. Gene Ontology annotation, cellular component: membrane. Gene Ontology annotation, molecular function: ligand-gated monoatomic ion channel activity. Bases 432 to 2474 code for a protein of 680 amino acids.